Molecule: messenger RNA, 2505 nt
Organism: Mollisia scopiformis
Lineage: Eukaryota; Fungi; Ascomycota; Leotiomycetes; Helotiales; Mollisiaceae
Exons: 3
Coding region: 293-2335 (680 amino acids)
Biological process (GO): fungal-type cell wall (1->3)-beta-D-glucan biosynthetic process
Cellular component (GO): cytoplasm; fungal-type cell wall
Molecular function (GO): 1,3-beta-glucanosyltransferase activity
Source: RefSeq, a predicted model, not a curated record
GGACAAGAAAGCGAUAUGAACAAAACUCGUAUCUGCACCCGCACGGCGCAGCACCAAAAUACCCGUUUGCGAUGUGGCAGUGCUUCAUUCAGGGGUAAAUAAUCGAAAGGUUGGGCUUAGCGUUUACUCACGAAACCCCGACGCGUCAAUUUGAUGUCAUGUUUCCUUUUCAUCUCAUUUGUAUUCGAUGAAGACAUCGUGACAUUUGGUGCUUCCAUCUCUUCUUGGGAUUGUUGCUGCAUGUCUGUAGCUGUGUGGCGUUCUUGCACGUGGUAGUAGUGAGCCCGCGAGUAUGGCACUGGGAUUGAGGUCCCUUCUUGGUGGGGUCGUGAUCUUCUUGGCUGCCUUGGUCUCUGCUACCGUCGAUCCGGUGGUCAUCAAGGGAUCACAUUUCUUCUACCAAACCAAUGGCUCAGAAUUCUUUAUUCGAGGCAUUACCUACCAGCCUCCAUCGAAUUCGACGCCCAUCGACCCGCUGUCAGUCUCUUUAAAUUGCAUGCGCGAUAUUCAAUUCCUCAGCGAUCUCACCACCAACGUUAUCCGAGUAUCCUACAUCGAUUCAGCUUCCGAUCAUUCAGCAUGUAUGACCGCUCUCCAGACUGCUGGGAUCUAUGUUCUCGUGGACUUGCCUGGAACGGCCACCAUCAACAGCACGAAUCCAGAAUGGAAUCUAGAUAUAUAUGGAGCUUGGGUUCAAACCAUAGAUGCGAUGGCUGGGUUCACGAAUGUUCUAGGAUUCUUUGCUGGAGAUAAUGUGGUUACCAAUAGCAGCAACUCGCCAGCCGCGGCAUUUGUGAAGGCAGCUGUGCGGGAUUUGAAAUCAUAUAUCGCAACCAAGGGCUACCGGCCGAUCCCAGUUGGCUACGAGAUGAGUGCUUCGGACAAUUAUGAUGUUGCUUCUCUAUACAUGACCUGCACCAAUUCCUCUCAAUCGAUCGACUUUCUGGGCAUCUCGGACUUCAAUUGGUGUACGAACAACACUUAUGUUAAUUCCGGUUAUGAGAAUAUCAUUAACCAGUAUGCUACUUAUACUGUUCCAGUCUUCUUCGCGGAGUAUGGCUGUAAGGACGUGGCCACCGUUCCCAGAGAGUUCGAUGAAGUGGCAUACAUAUACGGAACUCAGAUGACGAACGUUAUUAGUGGAGGGAUCGUCUACGAAUACUUCCAAGAUGACGAGAACAAGGGACUCGUCUCAAUAGUUUCAAAUUCCGUGGUCAGCCCCUUGCCGGACUUCACGUCAUACUCUUCACAAAUAGCCAAGAUCACACCAUCUUCAACCUUCGCGUCAAACUACACGGUCACCAAUACCAUCACCCAGAGCUGCCCCACUACCGCUUUCUCUGCUUCGCCAACUUUGCCACCAAUCGUCAACAAGGACGUUUGUUCUUGCAUGGUAAACUCUCUACAGUGCGUUGCUAGAUCACCCCUCAACUCCUCGACCACAACAUCACUACUUGAAGGGAUAUGCGGAACCAACUCCAUAAACUGCCCGGCGUUGCACGGAGAUGGAAGCACAGGAAUCUAUGGAUCGUACAGCAUGUGCAAUGUCACGGAACGACUUUCUUGGGCUCUCGAUAUGAAGUACCAAGACAACUUGGUUGGAUGCACCGACGAUCCGGAUGCGACGACUCAGGAGACCGACGAGUCCUAUGACUGCGAAAAUGUCUACGAACAAGCUGGAGCGGUCGGGACUGGGACUAUUACUUCGUUUCCCACUUUGACGACAGCAACGAACAUAGGAUAUCCGUCAGAUUCCCUCACGCCAUCAUACUAUUAUGGUGACGAUUCGAAUUCGCUCAGUGGUGGUGCCAUAGCUGGUAUUGCGAUAGGGAGCAUCCUUGGAGUUGCUGCCAUAGCCUCUGGAUGCGCAUGGUUCUUCUGCUUGCGAAGACGAGGCUUCAAGCGCCAGAACAGCGAAAGCAGCAACGGAAACCCACGAAAUUCGACACCAGCCGACCAUCUAUUUCCUCCGCGCAAUAUGCGAGGAGGUAGCGCCUCAGUCAUAUCCGAUGAUUCUCGAGAUAUGUCAGAACUGCCACAGUUCGAUGGGAGUUAUAUAGGCCAAUCGUCCACGCAAUGGAGUCGUACUGAACUGCAUAGUAUUCAAUCCGAGGUCCCAGCUGGAUAUAGAUCAAUUAUUGAGCGAGACGCGGCGAUUUCGGAAAUGCAUACGCCGGUAUCGAGGGGUUCAGACCUGGAACAUCCGAGUCCUGUUAUUCCGCCUUCGCCAAUGGGAUCUGAGAAGGAGCUGCCGGCUUUUCGGACGAGGAUGGAGGACAAGUCGUUGCCGAGCAUGAAGUUAUUGUCGCCCAUGAUUAAAGUUUCGCCUGUAUGAAGAUGAACGAUGAAAAGGAUGAGCAACCAAAUCCAUCAACCGGCAACAAAAUGGUAUAGCUGCGGAAACCUUCCAGGAGUGCCGAGAUAUAUAUUGCAAGACCAGCAAGCGAGGAAGACAGAGAUCGGCCACUCACUCGAGAGAAAACAACAGCAAAUCAUUCGAGGAAA